This is a messenger RNA of Nezara viridula (southern green stink bug), 1250 nucleotides long. The record is from the annotation of a GenBank genome assembly. Lineage: Eukaryota; Metazoa; Arthropoda; Insecta; Hemiptera; Pentatomidae.
GCCAGCCAGUCGAGAUGUCCUUAGUUUUUUGAUAUGCUCACCGACGUCAGUUCUCGAGUCCCCAGCGGACCGCUCUACUCAGUCUCUAAGCCGGUGACGGAAAUAAACUCAUCGCCAACACCCAAGUCCUGCUCCACAGACAGCUGGCCUACUGAACAGGAGAUAAUGGAACACCCAGGCCUGCGAGGGACACCGUUGGCGAUGCUAGCGGCUCAGUGCAACAAGCUAUCCUCUAAGUCGCCCCCACCCCUGGCAGACGCUGCCGUCGGGAAGGGCUUCCACCCCUGGAAGAAGAGUCCUCAGCCUCCCACGUCCAGCUACAGCCGACCUCCUGUCAGCAGCUGCUCCUACACCUCCUCCGGAGAACUCUGGGGAGGAACAGGAUCCGAACUGGGCAAGGUCGAAGCAGUCUAUAGCAGGCAUCCUUAUGAAGGCUGGAGUCUCGGCCCACACCACGUCAAACCCGAAAACGCUGGCUGGUGGGAAGUGCCGGGUCCGGGUGGCUGGCUCGACAUGGCGCACGGCCAGGUCAACUACGGUCCGGAGUACAGCCUCGGCCUGGGGCCGCAGCACCUGCUCCAGGAUUACAAAGUACUGCCGGGGCAAGGGGCGCCCUUCCUGCCCCCGGCCCCAGCGCCUCAGGCGCCGUCCCCGCGGUCGCAGCGGCGCUACACGGGGCGGGCCACCUGCGACUGCCCCAACUGCCAGGAGGCCGAGCGCCUCGGGCCUGCGGGGGUGCACCUCCGCAAGAAGAACAUUCACAGCUGUCACAUCCCGGGCUGCGGCAAGGUCUACGGGAAGACGUCCCACCUGAAGGCGCACCUGCGGUGGCACACUGGAGAGCGACCCUUCGUCUGCAACUGGCUGUUCUGCGGGAAGCGGUUCACCCGGUCGGACGAGCUGCAGCGCCACCUCCGCACCCACACCGGAGAGAAAAGUAUUGCGGAAGAACCAGCAGAGAAACAGCUGAAGACGUCCGACUGACGGCAAUUGAGCAGCUGAGAUGGGGCUUGAAGCCUCCAUGUACAUACACUAUACAUAUAUAUAUACAUGUAUAUAUAUACACACGUUAUAUAUAUAAAAGUGUAAACAGAGUGAACGUGAAAGAAAGCAUCAUGGACAUUCUUCGAGAUAAAUUAUUUUUGCACAGAAAUAAUUUAUUAAUAUUUAGGAUGUAUUGUUGUAUAGUUAACUAUUUAUAGGAACCUUAUCAUAAAGUUAUUGUCAAUAAUAAAAACAUUUAUAUUUAA